Molecule: messenger RNA, 1029 nt
Organism: Tachyglossus aculeatus (Australian echidna)
Lineage: Eukaryota; Metazoa; Chordata; Mammalia; Monotremata; Tachyglossidae
Gene: BAG2
Product: BAG cochaperone 2
Exons: 3
Coding region: 45-665 (206 amino acids)
Biological process (GO): protein stabilization
Molecular function (GO): protein-folding chaperone binding; adenyl-nucleotide exchange factor activity
Source: RefSeq, a predicted model, not a curated record
CCUCCCUCCUCCCUCGUCCCUCGUCCCUCGUCCCUCCGGCCCGCAUGGCUCAGGCGAAGAUCAGCGCCAAAGCCAACGAGGGCCGCUUCUACCGCUCGGCGUCCAUGGCGGACCGCUCCAACCGCCUGCUGGACAGCCUGGACCAGCUGGAGCUCAGAGUUGAAGCUUUGAGGGAUGCAGCAUCAGCUGUAGAACAAGAAAAAGAAAUUCUCCUUGAGAUGAUCCACAGCAUACAGAACAGCCAAGAAAUGAGACAAAUCAGUGAUGGAGAAAGAGAAGAAUUGAAUCUGACUGCAAAUCGUUUGAUGGGGCGAACCCUCACCGUCGAGGUUUCUGUUGAAACAAUUAGAAACCCCCAACAGCAAGAGUCACUCAGGAACGCCACCCUGAUUAUAGAUGAAGUGGUUAAUAAGUUUCUGGAUGAUUUGGAAAAUGCCAAGAGUCAUUUAAUGUCACUGUAUGGUGCAUGUACAUCUGAGGUACCAUCUGGACCCAUUGAUCAGAAAUUUCAGUCUAUUGUCAUUGGCUGUGCCUUGGAAGAUCAGAAGAAAAUUAAAAGGAGGCUAGAGACACUGCUUAGGAAUAUUGAUAACUCUGAUAAAGCCAUCAAAUUAUUGGAGCACUCUAAAGGAGCUGUUCAGAAACUUUACAAUAAACCUGAAUAGAGCAAAUUAUUUAGCUCUGUUUAACUCAGUGGGUGUAUUAUGUAAGCCAAGAUGAAAAAUUGUUAACAGUAAGCAAGAGCUUGUUGUCCUUUUCAGUAUUAGGUAUUCCCAUUUGUUUAACACUGUACUGGUCAGGACUGACAGCUUUUAUUCCUCAAAAGUAGUAAAAAGUAUUCCAAAGUUUACUCUUUUUACCACUAAAAACAUUCACUAUUUUAGAAUUAAUUUUGGGCUGCAGCUUUCCAUAUUUCAAAGAAUCUGAACUCACACUUUGCACUCAGAUGAUUAGGUAUCCGAUUUCCUUUGGCUUUAUUAAGGUUGGAAACAUAUGCAAAAAUAAUAAAGAGCACUAUAUUCCUUGUUA